AACUCCAAUGGAACCAUUGUUGAAACAAAAAAAAAAAAUCAUCAUACUCAAGCUUCUGCAUCAUCUUCAACAGAGAUUUCCAUCGUCGCUUGUGGACAUUGCAUAGCUUAGCAAAUCUCCAGACAACUGACUGCUCCAAUCUGAAUAUGAAAACAUCUUUAGAUCAAGAGAUAAGAACAAAGCAGAGCUUGAUAAGUACAAGAAGAAACAGAAUUAACUAAGAUCUUCAGAUUGCACUGAGGAAUCUUGUCAGUAAAACAUAGCCAAGUCGUUUUAAACUAAAAUUUGACGGGUUGAGCCAGGCCCUUGCAGAAGUGCAACGCAUGGACAACUCAUGAAGGCCCAGAUAGCAAGCUAUCUUAAUGAGUCUUCUCCCUUAAAAAAAUAGAGUUAAUAUCGUGUGGCCCGAUAGACCACAUAUCAGAUAUUAAACUGAUAAGAACAGAUACUACACUUGAUCUUAGCCAAAAGGCCGAGAAAGGUAUGAUUUGUCUAGUUGCUGGCUUCAUUAUUUAUACCACUUAUCAUGCCUUCCAUGUCUAUUCUGUUAGCGAUGUGGGACUUUUAAACAGUUAUGACAAAACAAAACACUCUCUCUGUCUUAGUGAGUUAGCCAAUUGUCCUGAGAGUAAUUGGAAGAAAGAGGGAGUUGUCCAUCGUCAUAUGUAUCUUAUACCUCCUGCAGCAACUAUAGUUGAUUAAAUAUUCCUCUGUUUGUUUGUUAAUAAUAUUUUAGUGUUGUUACAAAAUCAUUUAGAAAAGGUCUUUCUAUCUCAGUUUGAAGGUAUGUACUAUAGACAAUGCACAAGACAAAACUCAAUAUUCUCUUAGAACCAAAGAAGCUCAUCUGUGUUCUUUCUGUCAACGAGGAAAAGAACUUCCAACAAUAAUAAAGUAAAAUUAAGUUUCAUAACAUAAGAACAUUGCAUCCUUAGACUCACUUCGAAAUGUAGUUUCCGAGUGAGAUUCACAACAAAGAUUCUAGGAACUGUUAUAACAAUUAGUAAGUCGAAUUACAAGCUGACAUGAAGUUGAAGCCUUAGGCACAGAUUCCAACUCCUUGAUUCUCAGCAGCUCUUUCUCCCCGAAUCGAUGACCUGAUGAAUAUACAGAGAUCUUAGCGGUUAUCAAAACAAGGAGCAUUCUGCAGGAUGUAAAGAACGAUUUCUUUCUCUUCCUCUGUUCCUCUGUAAGGAAGGCAAGUUCACGGUGAAAGUCGCCACAUUGUCUCCGUGACAAGUCUCUACAACUAAAUCAUCGAGGAUGGGACAGUUUGAAACAAUCCUAGAGAAAGAUCCAUCGUCUGAGUACUUGACAGAUAGAAGGCGCAACUUCGUGAGGGAUGGAAAGCUUAACCGACAAGGAACUUCUGAAAGAAUCACCCUACGGAGUUGUAAAGUCUCAAGUGUCUAGCAUCUAAACAACCUACUCGGCAAGUUAACAAGGCAAUGAUCAUAACAGAAACUUAUUUUCAAGUCACGCACAAAGCGAUCGACUGCGAUUCUAACCCAUAAACCAAUCUCCCAAGCGCUACAUUCUGACGUGCUGUUGAGAUGAAACCUUUCUAGGACAGCUGCUUUGUGUAAAUAGCAAAGUCCCUGACACAAACUGCGACAGGCUUCUGACAUGGAUUUCAUUAAUCUCUUCAUCUUCCUCCUCUGAGAAAUCCUCAAAGACAAGACUUGCCACCAGUGUCCAAAGAGACAGCCAUCGUUUAGACAAAAUGCUCGUAGCCACGGCACAUUUGGUCGGGACAAAGGACAGUAUCUUGAUGAGUAAAUCAUCUGGCAAUUGACUUAACCUAUCCAUAACAAUGCUUUGCUUUUUUUUUUUAAUUUCCCUUGCCAAAUACUGCAACCAAAGACGAAAAGAUAAAACCUUCUCUACUUGAAACACGACAGGAAGGUCGUCGUGAAAACACAAAAGGGUAUGGAGCAAAUAGGUGGGACUUUAAUCUACUAUGGGACAAAAGGAUGAAAAAAAAUCUGGCACCACCUAAAGUAAUUUCCCAUAGGAGGUUAAUGACAAUUUGCCCCAUUAAUAAAAUCAAUAUGAACCCUUGGAUCAGAAUUCUAUGGGAUAUAACGUGAGCCGUCGGAUCAUUAGAAGAAAAAGGAUCAAUAUUUACAAGAAUGUCAUUAAUGAAACUCUCCCUUAAGCCGUCGGAUCUUCUGUCUUUGUUUUAAUCCUGGCCUUCGGAUCUCACAUCCAAACUCUUCUCUCUCGCCUGGGUCCCACAGAUGCAUUAAUCCUUUUUCUUCUUCUUCAUUUCUCCUACAACCAUACUCAACUACCACGGAAAUUCAUUCUCCUCACCAACAAAAGCUUUCUUCUUCAACUUUUCAUCCACAAACCUUCACCUCUGUUUCUUGGGGAUUUUCGACAGGUUAGGACACCGUGAAACAGGUCAUGUACGUCGUCCUUAGUUCUGAAAUCGGUUGAUAAGUUCAUUUUCAGGAACUAUGGAUAGUAAUGGGUCUGUGGUGAUACAUUUUGAACAUGGUGAAGAGCAACAUAUUUCUACACUAGUGAUGAAAGGAAGGUAUGCGGAGAUUACUUAUUCUCAGUUGGUUGAUAGAAUAGCCAAGAAAAUGAAGAUCGAUGUAGUUGAGACGAAGCUUGAGUUGAGUUACUUUCCGCUGGUAUUGAAUAAUAAGAGGCCUUGUUAUAUCUUGGAUGAUGAAGAUGUUUUAGGAUAUUUAAUGAAGGUAGAUAAGAAAAACUGACGUAGUGUCUUGCGUGUGGAGCUUAAGGAAAUCGUCGCAGAAAAUCAGAGCAACGAGAUGUUUUCUAUGAAUGAGGAAAAUCUGAGUGAUGCCAGAGCUAAUGAUGGCAUGGUUGGAGUUGGAGAGUUGGAAAUUGUUCCUCAUAUUCAGGAGAAUGAGUUUGAGCAUGAGAAAAUCAGUGAAUUGGGUGAUGAAAUGGAUGAUAGGGAGGAGUUGCCGGCUGUUACAGCAGUUGAACCUCCUGUUGUCAAUUCAGAGUGGGAUGAUGGCAUUGAUAUUAGUUUUCAUCAAGAAUUUGCGACUAGAGAAGAAGUGAGGGAUUUAUUGGACAAAGGUGUGCAUUCCAAUUGUUUUCAGGUUGAUAUAAAGAAGUUGAAUCCUCGGGUUUACAUAUUGAAAUGUCGUGGGGCUGGAUGCAUAUGGUAUUUACGAGCUGCAAAGCUGAAGAACUCUGAUUUUUUAUCUAUCAGAACGUAUAGAAAGAUGCAUACGUGCUCUCGUGGAGAUGCAAGUGUCAUGAAGAAGAAGAAAAGAGGCACGCCAAGCUUGGUCGCAUCAGUGGUGCACUCUGAUUAUCCCGGCAAAUACAAGACUCCGGAUCCAAAGACUCUCAUAGAUUUGGUGCAGAAUAGACUGGGUGUUAAGGUUUCAUAUUCUACGGCUUUGAGAGGGAAAAAUAAAGUUUUGAGUGAUUUGCGUUGCAACCCGGAGGAGAGUUUUGCUAGGCUGCCAUCUUACUUGCACAUGUUACAAAAGAUGAAUCCUGAUACCAUUACACGAUUAGAAGAGGAUGAAAAGAACCAGUUUAAGUAUAUGUUCUUUGCGCUCGGAGCUUGCAUCGAAGGGUUCAAGGCGAUGAGGCAAGUGAUAAUAAUGGAUGGAACACACCUGAAGGGUGUGUACAAAGGAGUGCUUCUCAUUGCCACUUCUCAGGAUCCAGAUCAUCAUCAUUAUCCCCUUGCUUUUGCGGUAGUAGAUGGUGAGAAAAAUGCAAUCUGGGAGUGGUUUUUAACUAUAUUAAAAACUUUGAUACCAGAUGAUCCUCAGCUUGUAUUUUGUACUGAUAGAAACCAAAGCAUCAUCAAGAAAGUACACGAGGUAUACCCAUUGGCGAUCCAUGGAUAUUGCAAUUAUCACUUGUCUAAUAAUGUCAGCGGAGCUUGCAGCAAUGUUAACAAGAAAGGGGUUGCCAAAAAAUUUAGAGAUAUUGCUGGUAUUUACAGUGAGGUGGAGUUCAGAAAAUGCUACAACGAUUUCAGGAAAAUGUAUCCUCAAGCGGCCGAGUAUCUAGAUGACAGUGUUCAUGAGACAAAAUGGGCAAGAUGUAAAUUUCCGGGAGAAAGGUACAACAUAGACACAACCAACACUGUUGAAUCUAUCAAUGGUGUUUUGAAGGAACCAAGGAAAUAUGCGUUGUUGCCAAUGCUUGAUGUGAUCGUGGAAAAGAUAACAGAAUGGUUCAACAAAUACCGUAUAUUAUCUCUACGCGUACCAGAGAGGCAGAUACUAAUCCCACAUGUCCAUGGGAUAUUGCAUCACAUAUAUCCUACGGCUAAAAAGCUGAAGGUGACCGAGCUAAAUACAUUUGAAGGUCGCUACAAUGUGCUUGGUGAGGAUGGUCAUGGUUAUUUGGUUGAUUUGAGCAACAAAACAUGCUAUUGUAGGUAUUUUGAUAUUGAUCGGUAUCCUUGUGUGCAUGCACUUGCUGCCAUCAUGGCGCGUUGAAAAAUGGCUGAACAUUAUUGUUCUAGGUAUUACUGGAUGGAGCAGUGGACGUUGGCAUAUUACAGGACAAUAUAUCCAGUGCCUCAUCAUUCAACAUGGGAAAGUUCUAAAAUUCCUGAAGAAAUCCGAUCUCAGGUUGUCUUCCCUCCGUAUGUGGAGGGAAAAAAAAGGAAGACUACAAGUUACUAGAUUCCCGUCUGCCGGAGAAUAUCGGAGGAAGAGAAAGAAGAAGUUUCCACCAUUGAUUGGUGAAAACGAAGAAAGUGGCAGUGAUUGCAGUGGCAGUGAUAGCAAUAGCGGUGGUAGUGACAGCAGUGACAGCAGUGGCAGCAAGGGAAAUGGGGACGAGGGAGGUGACAACGAAGGAAAUGAUGAAUGAGUCUUACUUGUUAACUUGUUAUGGAACUUGCUUAUGUGUUGUGGAACAUAUUUAUGUGUUGUAGAAUUUAUUUAUGCGUUGUGUUGUUUCAAUCAGGUAAAACUUCAUAAACAUAACACUCAUAUUUAUGUGUUGUCAUACUGGUACAACUAGUAAAACUAAAAUAGGUUAUACUGGUAUAACUAGUACAACUAUGUCUAGUUUACUAAAAUAGGUUCUACUGGUAUAACUAGUACAACUAUGCAUAUUCUGAAAUUUAAAUAUUCUUUUGGGCUUUCCCUAUUAAUAAAACAAUCAAA
Molecule: messenger RNA, 5129 nt
Organism: Brassica napus (rape)
Lineage: Eukaryota; Viridiplantae; Streptophyta; Magnoliopsida; Brassicales; Brassicaceae
Exons: 2
Coding region: 2784-4451 (555 amino acids)
Molecular function (GO): zinc ion binding
Source: RefSeq, a predicted model, not a curated record